UAAGGCAGAUUGUUGGAAGUGUGUGUAGUAUCUUGGUUGUCACCAAAUUUAAUGUUUCUUGGAGGUUUCUGUUUCCUCUGUUUACCUUGUCCCCAUCCAUCAUUUAUUGCUCUCUACAAUUUGGUUUAAAUUAUACAUACCCUCCCCAUUUCCCUCCUCUCUACAAGGUCAAGGUGGAAAAAUGAGGAAGUUGAGUUCAUGAUCUAGAAUUGUUGUGUUAUGGGGAAGUUGGAGCCCAAUCUGUUGAAAGAAGAGAUUAUACAGCUCCAGAAAGAGCUGGAGGGCCAAACUCUUGUUCGUUCCGCGCUAGAGAAGGCGCUCAAUCACCGGCCUCUCAUCGAUGAUUCCACCUACAAAUCACUCUCUAAGGUUGCUCAUUCUUUUCUUGUAGUUUGUUCAUUCACAACAAAAUAUUUUCUGUGUCAGGAAAAAAAACAUGCCUUUGAUGGGAGAGAUAAUACUAUUUCACCAAUCGUGUCCAACAUAUUCAUACCUAAUGAUUUUCCACAAAGUGGUGACGAAACGUAUAACUUGUACAAAUCUUUCUAUUUUCCAAAAAAUCUCAUCAAAGAAAUAGCUCUCUUGGAGUUGGAGGUUGUGCAUCUGGAGAAGUAUCUUCUCUCAAUGUACAGAACAAACUUCUCCAAAAGGCUCUCUCCUUUGCCUAAAACUGAUGCUCAAGUUGGCAAGACUAGUUUAGAAUCAGUGAGUGAGGAUUCUGUGAUUCCCUCCAACGCCUCAGACGCGUUGGCAGACACUGGUAUAUACCGCAGCCACUCGUCCCUCUCUCACUCGGCUGUCUCCUUCAGAGCUUCGCCUCCGUAUGGAGCUAUAGCCGAAGCCAUAGACUCCUAUCAUUCUCUCCCCUUAUCCAUGCUUGAGCACACGUCCGAAGAUGCUAAUGAAACAGAGGAGCCUCGUUGUGGCUUCCGGGAAACGCCCAACUGGAUAUCUGAGGAGAUGAUCAGAUGCAUCUCAACCAUCUAUUCUCAUCUGUGUGAUCCUCCACUCUAUGCACAAGGUGAAGAGAGCACAUCGGGGCAGCACGUCGAGGCAUCAAGAGAACAUUCUGGAUCAUUCUACACAAUGAUCCAAGUGUGCAGCAUUGCAAGGGACUCCCAGAGGCUGAAUUCUGUUCAAGACCUGCUGCACAAGUACAGGUGUAUCAUUUCUAAACUGGCCCAAGUGGAUCCAGGCAGACUGAAUCAUGAAGAGAAAUUAGCAUUCUGGAUCAAUGUACACAAUGCACUAGUGAUGCAUGCGUUUAUAGUAUAUGGGGUGCCACGAGGAAGCCUAAAGAGGAUCUCCCUAGUCCUCAAGGCUGCAUAUGACGUUGGAGGCCACACGAUAAGUGUUGACACCAUACAAAGCUCGAUUCUGAGGUGCAGGCUGCCUCGUCCAACUCAGUGGCUGCAAGCGUUGUUUUUCCCCAAGACGAAGUUUAAGGCUAGGGAUACGCGUAAAUCAUAUGCAUUGAAGCAUCAAGAGGCACGGCUGCACUUCACCCUGUGCUCAGGCUGCCGGUCAGAUCCAACAGUUCGAGUCUACACGGCGAAGAGGGUGCACCAAGAGCUAGAGAUGUCUAAAGAAGAGUACAUCCAAAUGAACAUAAAGGUGCAGAAAGAGCAGAAGAGAUUGGUUGUGCCAAAGAAUGUGGAGUAUUUCAUAAAGGAGAUGGGGAUGUCUCCAUUAGGCAUUGCAGAAAUGCUUGAGCACUCAAUGCCUCAUCAGCAGAGAGGAAAGGUGUGGCGAAAAGUCGAUUAUGCCCCCCACGACUUCGCCUUCCGUUUCCUGCUCUGUGAUGAGCUCCUCAAAUGAUCAAUAGGACAUAUGUAUGCAUUUGUUUUUGCAGCUUUGAAUGACAAAUGAAUCUGAGUUAGUAGGAUGGUUGGAAGGGAUUCAUUUGUCAUUCCAAAUACUGGUUGAGUUGAAUGUGUUUGUGAGGCUUCCAAUGUGGAAUGGACCAAUUGAGUUUGAGGAUUGA
This is a messenger RNA of Salvia hispanica, 1984 nucleotides long. RefSeq lists its product as uncharacterized. The record is from RefSeq and is a predicted model, not a curated record. NCBI's taxonomy places the organism in Eukaryota, Viridiplantae, Streptophyta, Magnoliopsida, Lamiales, Lamiaceae.